AUGGCCAAAUUAUUGGUAAAGUUCCAGCGUUAUUUUCGUCGGAAACCCGUUCGCUUCUUCACCUUGAUUGCUCUCUACCUGACGGCAGGGAGCCUGGUGUUCCUGCACUCUGGGUUUACGGGGGAGCCGACCGUCUCCGAGAAUGAGCCCAACCCUAUAGAAGGCACCAGCGAAAGGACAGAACUUCAGGACCUCGGGGUGCUUCAGCUCAACCGGGGAUUCAAGGAGGCGCCGGAGUCUCUGAACCCUGCCAGGAGAUUCGGGCCUUGGUUCAAGAGCACGUCCAAAGAUACCGCUGAGAGAAGCAAGGUGGGGGAUUAUGGUGGGACCUGGAGCCGGGCUCUCAAAGGCAGAAACGUGCGAGAGAAAGAAGAGGACAGAGCAAAAUACAUUGGCUGCUACGUGGACAACACUCACCAACGCGCCCUGCGUGGCGUGUCCUUCUUCGACUACAAGAAGAUGACAGUGUUUCGUUGCCAGGACAACUGCGCUGAACGGGGCUACCUGUAUGCAGGGCUGGAGUUCGGGGCCGAAUGCUACUGCGGACACAAAAUCCAGGCCGUGAACGUGAGCGAGGCAGAGUGCAGCAUGGAGUGCAAGGGGGAGAAGAGCAACAUCUGCGGAGGUGUGAACCGGCUGUCCAUCUACCGGCUGGAGCUGGCUCAGGAGUCCGCCCGGAGAUAUGGCAGCGCGAUCUUCCGCGGAUGCUUCCACAGGCCGGACAACAUCUCCAUAGCUUUGCCUGUGAGCCAGGUGAUGCUCAACAUGUCGGUAGACAAGUGCGUGGACUUCUGCACUGAAAAGGAAUACCCGCUGUCGGGCCUCGCGGGGACCUCCUGCCACUGCGGCUUCCCCACCACACUCUUCACCCUGCACGAGCGCGAGGAUGAGCAGCUGUGCGCGCAGAAGUGCACUGGCGAGGAUUUUGAGAGCUGCGGGACUGCCGAGUACUUCAUCGUCUACCAGACACAAGUGCAAGACAACCGCUGUAUGGAUAGAAGGUUUUUACCCGCUCGAUCCAAACAAUUCAUAGCCUUGGCAAGCUUCCCUGGAGCAGGCAAUACUUGGGCACGCCAUCUCAUCGAGCUGGCGACUGGCUUCUACACUGGGAGCUAUUACUUUGAUGGAUCUCUCUACAACAAAGGGUUCAAAGGCGAGAGAGAUCACUGGCGGAGCGGAAGGACCAUCUGCAUCAAAACCCAUGAGAGCGGCCAGAAGGAAAUCGAGUCCUUUGACUCGGCCAUCCUGCUCAUCCGCAACCCCUACAAGGCCCUGAUGGCGGAGUUCAAUCGCAAGUACGGUGGGCACAUCGGCUUCGCUUCCCACGCCCACUGGAAAGGCAAAGAAUGGCCCGAGUUUGUCAAGAACUACGCUCCCUGGUGGGCCACACACACCCUGGACUGGCUGAAGUACGGCAAAAAUGUCCUGGUGGUGCACUUUGAGGACCUGAAGCGGGAUCUCUUCGUCCAGCUGAAGAGGAUGGUCAGCCUCUUGGGCAUCAUGGUCUUUGAAGACCGGCUCUUGUGCGUCGAGAGUCAGAAGGACGGGAACUUUAAGCGCUCUGGGCUGAGGAAGUUGGAGUACGACCCCUACACCCCCGAGAUGAGGAAAAUGAUCAGCAAGUACAUUAAAACUGUGGACACGGCUCUGAAAGUCAGAAACCUCUCAGGAGUCCCAGAUGAUUAUUAUCCAAGAUGAUGACAAUGACAGUUGGGGGGGAAAGGACUCUUACCCGAACCAGAAAGGCUUGGUUUUCCCAGCCAGUACCUACUUCCACCCAGUGGGUGGCUUUCUUUUGAUUAUCCAUCUGCUGCUAUUAGCUGUUAAUCAACUCCAUGCAUGAGACCAGAGCGGUCACGAGUCAUUGCUGAGAAGACGCCUCGGCAAACACAUCGACGUGACUAAGCUCUUUGGGACCUGCGGCAUUGCGAGCCCGCGCUUGUGACAUGAAAACCUUCACCAUUGCCGUCUCUGACGUCUUCUCUUUCUUGCCGAGUGGGGUGCGCUUUCUUUUUUCUGUUUUACGCCAGACUCUACCAAGGAUGGAAUAAGGCCUAGAAAUGGCAGACGGGAGGAACAGCCCGUGAUUCUUUGUGGGAGGGUGGGGAAGGAAGGGUGACAUGGGGCUGAAUGGGGAUGUGGUGUUUCAAACUCAGAUCUGAUGUCAUUUCAGCUGGUGCAUCCCUUCCCAAUAAUAUAACUAUUUAUUUAUAACCUUCUUAGGGUCCUGGGUGGUGGUGGUGGGGCCAUAUUUGUAGCUGACAUUAAGAGCAAAGCUUAUUCUGUGUUUGCUGGGCCUCAUGCAGCUCUCAGGGCUCACUUCAGCAGGGCACCUUGGCAUAGACUUUGCUGCCCCAACAUGAACUUAGGUUUUUCACAGGCCAAGUGACCUGACCACGGAGUUAUAGCAGAGGGAGGCCUCUGAGUCUACCACAGGAAAUGUCCCCCAUUUGACAAAAUAAUUAAAUAUUCCUUAGGCUAAAGAGAGAGAGCAAGGGGCCGAGGCUGCCUCUACAGCCUAGCAGUCAAGGCCUGAAGGUGGGGUGCAGGGCUCCCAGUUCAAGUCCUUGUUCCUCCUCCUGCCCGCAGCCGCGUGCUCCCCUGCAAUGUCCUCCUUCAAUGUUGCCUCCAUCAGGAGAGCAAGGCCAGCCAGGGGCAGGAUCCUGCCCUGGGUGCAAACAGUCCUGUCAUGAGUCCCGGAUAGCACCGUUACUGUUAGACAGAUACUUGCUGCUUCAUAAGCACAAGGUCAUCGCACAACGGGUCCACUUUCCCUCCCCACUGCAUCUGGCUGCCUUGUCCGGCAUGCCCAGGUCUCAUGAUAGGGAUGACCCUGCAUCAGGCAGGGGGUUGGAUAUCCCCGUGGAAGUCCCCUCUGCCCCUACUUCUAUAUGAAGUGCAGGGGCCACAUAAACACCAGGUUGUCAGGCACAUUAGCCCAUUUGACAGGCUUUUUUUCCCCUGUCAAUUGGAAUGGAAAUGAAUAAAAGGGGCAAAUGAACCAAAGGGAGGGUGACCUUCUCAGCUGCUGGUCUCCUAAGCUUGCGAGCCACAAACACCAGGGGAAGACCAUCAUCACUGCACCCACCUGUGGAGGAGUUCAACUCAUUGCUCCUAAGGCCAGCUCCUAAGACCCCUGGGCAGGUUGUCUCUCAGCCUGGAGCUAGCUGGACGUUAGGGUUUGCAAAGUCUAGAAGUGGAUCUGGAUUCAAAGUUCUGUGGAGAGGGAAAGCGCAGAUCCGCUUGUCUGGUGCAGGCAGAUCUGGGCUCGACCUGCUGCAGUUCUCAGGCUGGAUCAAGCACCCCAUUGGAGUAACAGCAGAAAGGAUGGAGCCCUUAGCUGAUUAGAAUGGGAAAUCUCCCAGUUGAAGAGUACGCUAUACCAUCAUGGCCCUUAAUGAGCCCUUGGUCUACAGGGAGGCACCAAGAAGGUUUUGAGAGAAGACAGGUUAGUGUAGCACGUCCCCCAAUCCCGACAGAGCCUGAUUUGCCAGGGAGACUUGUGAAGUCAACCUCGGAAAUCCUUUGACGGGAGGGGGGUCUGUUUUUCCACGAGGACAUUUCUCUGUCAGCUGCCACCAAGGCCCAUAUUCAGGGGACACAGAGGGCUUGAGGAGUUUUGAGGCCGAGCAUGCUUAGAUGGCUACAACCAGGAGCCAGUGGCUGGAGCUGGACACCACUCAGAAGCAUUUCCCAAGUCCUGCCUACAUGGCGCUGUUCGCUCAGAUGCGUGCAUGUGUACAUCCGAAGGGAGCACCACCCCCAUUACUGACCCCCCCCACCACCCCAGAAUUUGGGUUGCCAAAAGGCAGCAACAAAAACCAAAGGACCUCUGUGCAUUUAGGUCAGGCACCGUUUUGCAAAGACGCCUUUCUGAAGAGCUGCAUGCGGCUCCACAGCAAAGUCCAAACCCCGAGCUGAGCUUACAAUUCAUUUCCAAAUGCUUUGCUGCCCUCAACGUUCCCCACCCUUCCUACAUAGUUUGAUAGUCCCCUUUGGAUGUAGAUGCAAAAGCCAUAAUACUGUACACAGCCUUUUUCUAUAGUUAGUUAUUAGUUAUUUGACAAUUGGCUUUUAACUCUUGAUAGAAACCUGUGCACAGAGAUACACACACACACAUGUAUGUAUGUAUGUAUGUGUGAGUGUACACACACACACACACACACACACACACACACACACAUCUCUCUCUCUAAAUAUAUAUAUAUAUCUUCACGGAAAGCAAAGAAAACUACAUUGAGAAGAGGAAAAUUUAAAGAAAUAUAUUUUUUUAAACAUGUGAAAGGAAGUGACAUAGCCAAAUGGGGAAAAAUAAUCACAGCAACAGCAGGACCAUGCAGUACAUUUUCCUUUACUUUUAAAUUUCUGCUUUCUUUGGGGGUUUAGGCUUCCUAGGUGCUAAGAGAAGCCUUAGGAUGCAGGCCAGGUCAUCUCUGAAUGUAUUUUGUAAAGAGUAGUGAUAUGUUUUUAAUUCUUUCUUUAGCAAAUCAUAUGAGGGUUUUUGUUUUCCCUAGGAGACCAGAUGAACUCUGUCCCGCUAGAGGAAGUGAUCUGAUUUCCCUUUCUUUAAUUUGUGGCAGUUCCCAGGCUGCUUACCUCUGUCAAAACAAUCCUCAGGUUAAU
This is a messenger RNA of Alligator sinensis (Chinese alligator), 4623 nucleotides long. It is a transcript of the gene WSCD2, whose product is annotated as WSC domain containing 2. Lineage: Eukaryota; Metazoa; Chordata; Crocodylia; Alligatoridae. Bases 1 to 1698 code for a protein of 565 amino acids. The record is from RefSeq and is a predicted model, not a curated record. The transcript is spliced from 8 exons. Gene Ontology annotation, molecular function: sulfotransferase activity.